UCAUCCUCGGCACGAGCUCGGGGAUCCACACGCGCAGUGCACACAGGACCUAGAGUGUGAACAGGCACUUGACUGAACACGAGCAAGCCGGUGGAGUGUAUGUUUCUCGUCCGUUCCAGAUGGAGCUUUUUGAGACCAACCCUUAUUUCUUUCCAGACCAGCGCUUUUAUGAAGGCGGCGAGAACUUCUUCCCUGGAAGGCUUCAGGGAUUCGAUCAGGGAGGAUACCAGGACCGGGGCUCCAUGGUGGGGCUUUCGGGCACCGUAGGACUGGAAGACAAGCCUUCGCCGUCCUCCACGCUAAGCCUGACGCUCUCGCCCAACCAGGAGCAGGAGCACUGUCCGGGUCAGUGUCUGCCAUGGGCGUGUAAGGUGUGCAAGCGCAAGACGGUGAGCAUGGACCGACGUCGAGCGGCCACGCUACGCGAGAAGCGCAGACUCAAGAAGGUGAAUGAGGCGUUCGAGGCACUUAAGCGCAGCACGCUGACCAAUCCUAACCAGAGGCUGCCCAAGGUGGAGAUCCUGAGGAGCGCCAUUCAGUAUAUUGAGCGGCUACAGGCUUUGGUCAGCUCUCUUAAUCAGCAGGAGCAUGAGCAAGCUGGUCUGCACUUCAGGACCUCGGGUACUCAGAGGGUGUCCUCGUCCAGCGAUCAGGGGUCAAGCAGCACCUGCUGUAGCAGCCCAGAAUGGAGCAAUGCAUCCGAACACUGCGCCCCGGUCUACAGCUCCACCCAUGACGAUCUUCUAAAUGAAGACUCUUCGGAACAAGCCAACCUAAGAUCUCUGACGUCUAUCGUGGACAGCAUCACGGGGACGGACGGCGUGUCGGUUGCUUACUCAGUGGACAUUACCAAAUGAAAAGGGGGGAAGAGGAGUGUUGGAAUCUAGUUCCAGAAAGAGUCAUAAAUGCAGCACUACCUUUACCACUCCAUCCAAGCCAAAUGAAAAGCCAAACGAAGUCCCAAAAAAGCCCCUUGGGUUUUAUUUCCAAACAUAUUUAGUGGUCCAUUAGAACAAUUUCCAUUUGUUUGAAGGACAUCUAUGCUUGAUGUUAUGUCCCCAAUCGUUUUUUGUGUUUGCAUGUGUGCUAUGCUUACUAAAAAAUAUCCAUUUAAGGGGCCAAUGGU
This is a messenger RNA of Trichomycterus rosablanca, 1126 nucleotides long. RefSeq names its product myogenin (gene myog). NCBI's taxonomy places the organism in Eukaryota, Metazoa, Chordata, Actinopteri, Siluriformes, Trichomycteridae. The record is from RefSeq and is a predicted model, not a curated record. Gene Ontology annotation, biological process: positive regulation of myoblast differentiation; skeletal muscle cell differentiation; muscle organ development. The coding region runs from base 120 to 857 and encodes 245 amino acids. The transcript is spliced from 3 exons. Gene Ontology annotation, molecular function: DNA-binding transcription factor activity, RNA polymerase II-specific; protein dimerization activity; RNA polymerase II cis-regulatory region sequence-specific DNA binding.